Messenger RNA from Aphanomyces astaci, 1085 nucleotides. RefSeq lists its product as hypothetical. Bases 111 to 947 code for a protein of 278 amino acids. The transcript has a single exon. NCBI's taxonomy places the organism in Eukaryota, Oomycota, Saprolegniomycetes, Saprolegniales, Verrucalvaceae. The record is from RefSeq and is a predicted model, not a curated record.
AAUCUGCCUAUUGAAUUCCGUCGGCGCUUCGAGUUACAGCCGCAGUGUGCGCUGCCCCUGUCAAGCCAGCAGGUCCGCCAAUCAAGAAUUUCACCAGGACAAAGACAAGCAUGCGAGUCGUGUCCUUGGUAUACACCGCUAUAUUUGCGACCACAACUGUGGCCGCGCAAUGCGCAGAAGGCGAGUGGGAAGUGUCGCUCCGCGGCAGCGGCACCGUUUACUGCGUCGGCAGUCAGCCGUGCUCGGGCCAGUACCACGGCGACGACGCGAUCGGCAAGUUUUCGUGCCCUCAAAAGGGCCAGCCCAACAUGGACAGCACGAUCGUGUUGGACUACAGCACGUGCUGCGGUGUCUUUGGUGGCAACACAUUGGGAUGUGUCGCCAAGACCGCUGGCGCCGUGUGCAAAGGACCCGAGCCGGCGCCAUACUCCCCCAAGCCCAAACCGACCACGUCCCAGGUAACCACCACGGUUCCAGUCACGACGACGGAAGAACCCUCGUUGACCACCCCGGUGGUCCCCACCACGACGACCUCUAGCAGCAACGCGUCGUUGGCUCCAAAUUCUACGACCCCCGCGCCUGAACCGACCCCGUCGGCGACCAGCACAACCACGACCGCCGUCCCAGGGGACACCAACAGCUCCACAACGAAAAUCCCCGACUCUCAAGUCAGCCAAAAGCCCAACGUCACGUCGUCGGAUGGACAGGCGGCGGGCGACGACAGCUCAUCCGGUGGCCUCGCCACAGGCUGGAUCAUCUUUAUCAUCGUGGCAGUGCUGGCCUUGGCGCUGUUGAUCGGCCUCGUGCUGUUCCGCAAGAAGCAGCCGCCUCCAUCAUACAUGGCAUCUCCUGCAGGAGGCAGCGGCGAACUCGCGACUGCCGCCGCCGCCGCCGAGUUGGAGACUGGCGGUGGUCUCACUCCAAAGCAAAACGUGACUUUGUUGUAAUGGCGCCGCCCACGAAGCCGAGCGAGAAUAAACAUCUAUGUCUUUGAUCGUGUAAUGUUCGUUACGAAUGCGUCAUUACAUAUAAGUAGAGAGCCGAGUAGUCUUGAGUCAGAGUAACGGUGGAAGCGUGCCAAGGUU